UAUCGCUGCACAUUGGAGUGGUUGGUGUCGAUGCAUUGGCUGAUUGGCACCUAAUUUAUGCCAACAUUCGUGACUGCAUUGCGCCACUCCAACUCAGGAAACAGUGGCUUUGCAAGGCAUCCGCAAACACAGUCUUAGGUAUCCUCCAGCAACAUAUCAAGUAUUCGAUCGUGCCCAAUUUCUAGCACAACAGCGCACUGGAACUCUAGACGCAAAUGAUUUGGAGGACGCAAUAUGGCUCUUCUGCAGCUCCAAAGAGCGUGUGAGCGCUUCCGGUCACACUUAUCGGACGAAGAGACGCGGCGAGUAGAAAAUGUCAAGAGUGUGGAAGAUGUUCGCGAGGCUAUCAGCCAAAUGGAGUGCUAUCUCGCCUCCCGUCAAAAGUUACGAAACUUCGAACGGCUCGUACCUUUUCUCGAUGCAGCUGAUCGUUUGACAAAACCCAUCGACGUCCUAUCUAAUGGCGUUCCGUUCCUGCCUUAUAUAUGGGCACCUCUCAAGCUCAUUCUCCAAAUAUCUCAGGACCACACGCAUGCGCUGGAUGAGAUCCUCUCUGCUUAUAGUCGAAUUGGGGCAUCACUUCCGCGUCUCUCUCGAUACGGCAAUGCGUUCCCAGACAGCCACGACUUCCAGCAACUACUGGGCCACAUUUACCAAGACAUCAUUGACUUCCAUUGCCACGCUUACCGGCUGGUACAGAAGCCGGGAUGGGCAAUGCUCUUCUCAACCUGUUGGGGUCGAUUCCAGCAUCGGUAUGAUUCAUUACUCGACAGCAUCGCCAAACAUAGCGAACUCAUAGACAGGGAGGCAGCUUCCUAUGAGAUAGUUCAAGCUAGAGAAUGGCGGCAAAAGCUUCUGGAGGAGGCUCAAGAUCGAGAAAAGAAAGAAGAGAUUCACCAGCGCGAAGCUGUCAACAAGUGGCUUCAAGUGAGCGACAGAAGCGAGGAGAAGCUUGAGCGCCUUCACAACCGUUGUCUCGAUGGAACAUCUCAGUGGCUAACUGGGUCACCCCAGGUUCGAUCCUGGCUCCAAAAAGGCAGAGAAAAGCCGGUCUUGUGGCUUAAUGGAAAGCCUGGUUCUGGCAAAUCCAUCCUAUGUUCGCAACUCAUCUACUUCCUCAGAUCAAACCCCACAUGGAAUUGCUUAUUCUUCUUCUGCGAUUUUCAUACUACCGGAUACGGGGUAACCGUGCAGGUCUUACGGAGCAUAUGUGCCCAGAUCAUGGAUCUUGUUCCGGAGACGGCAUCGUUCAUCUACAAAGAGGGUGUCGUGUCUGGAAAAACACCUUCGACAUCAAUUCUGAAGGAAUUUAUCCCGAAACUUUUCAGCUUCUUCGAAGACUUACGCCUGAUCAUCGAUGGAAUCGAUGAGAUUGGGUCAUCGGAACACGGAGAAUUGAUCAAGACCCUAGCAAGGCUGGCCGAGACGCAGGGAAACUUCAGGUUGCUCAUAUCUAGCCAGGAUAUCCCGAGUAUAGCGAGGAACUUGAAGGGCAGACCAACACUGAUAGUUGGGAAGCAGUCUGCGUCUGUUUGUAAGGAUAUUGGCUUGAUUGUCUCAAGCCGCCUGGAAGCCAUCAAUGAAGGGCUAGAUGGUCGAGUCCCCGAAUCGGUGUUCACUGAAAUCCGGGAAACAAUCCUUAAAAGAGCAGAAGGAAUGUUCCUAUGGGUUCACCUAGUAUUACAGGUGUUGGAGACGACUGACAAUAUUCAAGAGCUUAUAUCGAGCGUUGAGGUCUUUCCCAAAGACCUUGAAGAGGCAUACUCCAAGAUACUCACAAGUAUCAUGAGCCGCUGUCAAGCAACAGAUGUGUCGAAGUUACGACGAAUAUUUGGCUGGAUGGUGUUUUCGAGGGGUGGCCAGCCUAUGAGGAAAUUUGAAUUACGACUAGGUCGAGUUCUCCAUGCCGAUUUGACCAUAAUCGAUGAGAGAACGAAACCGUUUCCAAACGUAUUGGAUCUUUGUAAACCAUUCAUAGAGGAUGGUCCAGGUGCAACUAUAGUGUUCAUUCACGGCACAGUACCCAAAUUUCUUCAAGCCCAAUCCAGUGGGCCGUUUAUCAAUAGAAAAGACUCUUGCCGAGAUAUCACAACUGCCUGUAUUGCGCAGUUAAUACAGAGCCUGAAUCUGGCUGACGAAACCUUGGAACGCCUGGAGCAUCUUUACUGUAUUGCACAGGGUUUCUACGGGCUUCUUCCCUACGCACACGAAUACUGGAUCGAACACCUGCUGGAGUAUCUCGAGCUUAAUCAAGGAUUCUGCACGCCCGAUUCUUUGAGCAUUCAAAGACAACUCGUUGGGCUUACUAAAAAUUGGUCCGAUCGUCUGGAGAAAGAGCCCGCGCGAAUCUACAAUGUAGAAAGCCUCGAGCCUCGUCUACAUUGGCUGGAAAGCCUGCCCCAAACGAGAACACUAAUCCAGCAAGUCCACGAAAUCCGCAAAGCAACAAAGGAACCGGUUGACAAUAUGCCCUCUCUUGAGGAUGCAACGUUACUAUCGUCCGUCAGAACAAAGUAUCAUACCUACGUUAUCGACCUCUUAAGAGAGGUCAAUUGUCCAGGGCUUUGGGCUGAGGAUUUGAUCGCAUUCAAAGAAGAAUAUGGACCGUCCGCGUUUGUGUGUCCUGUCUACGGAUGCGAUAAAGCCGUAGUUGGAUUCUCUUCAGCCUCGCAGUUGACGAGUCACUCAACAAGACAUCAAGAGAAACCACGAUGCCUCAAACAAGACUGCUUUUACAACGAUGUUGGGUUUCCCUCUCCAAGACACUUAAGAGAACACCAGAGAAGGUGCCAUCCCCCUCCGCCGCCACCGUCGAUUCCUCGGCAGAUUUUCCAGAACCUGGAUCAGAGUCUUCUAUGUAUAUCAAUAGCUGACUUACCACCCACUGAGAAGCUGACCGCAGCCCAGUAUGUUGCGGAUGCACCUUGAGGCGGCUCAGCUGUCGCAAUUCGAGACACAUCAGUCUUAACCGCCGCAACAGCAAAAGGUAUCGCCUCGUAUGUAGGAGAAUCGCUUGCCUACCCUUUCCACUUUGUUGAAUGUCUCUAUGCCCACGCCACAAGCGAUAUCCUUGCAUCGGCUAUCCUU
Messenger RNA from Colletotrichum acutatum, 3087 nucleotides. RefSeq lists its product as uncharacterized. The transcript is spliced from 10 exons. The record is from RefSeq and is a predicted model, not a curated record. Lineage: Eukaryota; Fungi; Ascomycota; Sordariomycetes; Glomerellales; Glomerellaceae. Bases 235 to 2928 code for a protein of 897 amino acids.